Messenger RNA from Vanessa atalanta (red admiral), 1775 nucleotides. RefSeq names its product cilia- and flagella-associated protein 99-like. The transcript has a single exon. The record is from RefSeq and is a predicted model, not a curated record. NCBI's taxonomy places the organism in Eukaryota, Metazoa, Arthropoda, Insecta, Lepidoptera, Nymphalidae. Bases 1 to 1767 code for a protein of 588 amino acids.
AUGGUUUAUUAUUACACAUCAAAAAAUAUCAAUAUGCUGAAUAAUAUUAUCAAUGAUUACAAAGCAUUUAGUGAAAUAUCACCCUGUGAAUACAUGCAGAUGUACAUUGAAAAAUGCCCUGAAACUAUGGAGAACUCUAGGAUCACAUGGAUCGUAGAAACAUUUUUGAGAAUUGAAAAACAUAGCCAUUUUUAUAAAGAUGUCAAAUCACAGAUAUUAAAAGAAAUUUCCGAAGAGGACCAAGAUUACUUUAUCGCUAUCCUUUUUCAAAUAACUCCUAACGAUAUGGCACAUCUUUAUAAAUGUAUAUUUAAUUUAAGUAAGCCACUCUUAAAGACUCUGACAACUCUGUUGAGUAAUGACAAAAUUCUUGAAUCUAUAUCUCAUUUAGCACAAUCCGAUUACGACACCAAUUUUAUAACUGAAAAGAUAAAUGCACCUUUAUAUUCAUGGCAACCGUACCUGAAAGAAAUGACAAAUAACUUUAAUAGGUAUGUUACAAAAAUGUACAAUAAAAAAAUAAAACAACCUACAAAACCAGUGUCACCAAGAGUUUUAAAUAGAAAGAUAAAAACAACUUAUUCACAGCCUUUAAAAAAAUCAUCGCCAACUCCACCUAAUUCUAUAUGCAAACGUUCGAAAAUUCUCACCAAAAGUGUUAUAGACCAAAAACUAAAACAAAAGCAUGAAAUUAAUAAAGAAAAAGCUUUACACCUACUCCAGACAGUAAAAACAAACAAUAAUAAUUACUGUAGUCAAAAAUCUGAAAAUUACUAUAAAAAAAUAUCUGAAAUUAAAGAUGAAAUCAAAAAUGAAUACGAGAAUUAUCUGCCUAAAUUACUCCCAAAGAUUAAUAUGAGUUCUACGCCACCUAUAGUAAAGGAAACAACAACUACUUUAAAAAGAAUCAAUAAAAGAAUACAAUUAACAGAAAAAGAAGAACUUCAAUGGUUAGAAGAUUUAAUGACAAAUUGUCGAAAUACUACUAAAAUCGAAGAGCUUGAAGAGUAUGAUCGGCAAGAAAAAGAGAGAGAAAGAUUGUUAGAUAUCGAAAAAAAACAUCUGCUUGGUAAAAUAUCUUAUGAAGAUGCUUUGAUAGCGAAAAAGAAACUUUACGAUGAAAACAAAAAAAAAUACGAUAUUUUUUUAAAAGAAAAACGAUUAUGGGAAGAAGAAAUUGAAAAUUGGAAAAGAAAUGAAAUGAAUAAAAAUCGUAAGCAAGUAGAAAAGUUGUCACUAAUAGAACUUGACAUGCUUCAUGCAAAAAAUCUAAAUAUUGCUAAAAAGAAGGAAAUUGCUAAUCAAUUAAAAAAAGAAUCUGAAAACAUAUUAUCAAAAGCUGAACGGGAAAAACAAGAGGAAUUGGAUCGGAAAAUUAAGAUGAUAAGGGAACUAAAGAUAUUAGCAAUGAUUGCUAAAAAAGCCAAAGUGCCUAAAGUAAUUGAUUUGACGGAAUCUUCAGGUCUAGGUUUGUUAUGUGAGAUGUCAAUUGCCGAACUGCAAGAAAAACUAAACAUUACUAAGAUUGAGCUUAAGGAAGAACUCGAUAAGAAAAGAAAAAAUAUUCAAGACCAAAAAAAAGCCUUAAAAAACGACUUAGAAGAAACAAAAAAAUCUAUUAAAAAUUAUAUGUCUGAGCGUGGAAAAAUAAGAAUACAGAAGAAAAAACAAAAGAAAAUUGUUGAUUUGUCCUCUUCAAACGAAAUUAAUGAAUUGAAAAAAAUGCUUGAAGAAAAGCGAAAUUUACGAAUGAAAAUUACUUGUUAAGGUAAAUA